Messenger RNA from Pongo pygmaeus (Bornean orangutan), 3842 nucleotides. RefSeq names its product C2CD2 like (gene C2CD2L). Gene Ontology annotation, cellular component: cytoplasmic side of apical plasma membrane. Gene Ontology annotation, molecular function: phosphatidylinositol binding; phosphatidylinositol transfer activity. Bases 846 to 2969 code for a protein of 707 amino acids. Gene Ontology annotation, biological process: positive regulation of insulin secretion involved in cellular response to glucose stimulus. Lineage: Eukaryota; Metazoa; Chordata; Mammalia; Primates; Hominidae. The record is from RefSeq and is a predicted model, not a curated record. The transcript has 16 exons.
CAGGAAGAUGGCUAUUGAAAGGCAGGGGGUGGGGAGAAGGGACGAGGAUGUGGAGACGCGCCUGUUCCUUGCAGGAAACCUGUUGCCAACAUAGUCGGAAGCCAAGGCAGCUUCCUGAUGCAUGGAAAAAGCAGACAUAUAAACAAUCAGCUAGACUCUAAGGCAGAAUGAGGCGUCCGACCUGUGGAAAUCUAACAAGCAUAGGGGAAAGCAAAGGCAGCAUCUUAGGUAAGUGAAGUUACUCUUGCCUUGAGCUGAGUGUGGGAGCACCGCGAUUGCAAGAUGGGGCGAGGUGAUCAAAGAUCCCGCCUAUUUUCAACCCCGGAACCUCCUCCGCUCGCUGCUCGCCCUCCCGCCCUCCUCCAGCGAGGGAGCGCCAGGCUGUCCGGGCCCCGCCCGGCGCGGGUGCGGCUCCUUUAAGGGCGGGUGGGGGCGGGGCGCCGGCGGUGUUGUCAGUGUCAGCUCUGCGCACGCAGCCCUCCCGGAGCCGGUGCCGGCCCGCGAGCCCCAGCGUCUCUGCAGACCGGUCCCCUCCCGGGUCCGGCGGGGCCCGUGCGGUGGGAGGAGUCGCGCACUGGCCGGCGACUAACUGGGGUCCGACUGCUGACCAAGAUAGGAGGGACCCGGACCACGGAGACAGAGACCCCGGCAUCACGACCCCCGAGGACCUCCUCUCCUCGCCCUGUGGCACCCACUAGUCCUGGACACUCAGCCGCGGAGAGCCCCCGACCCCGUGCUCCCAGCCCCGGGGGAGCCCGCCUCCGCCCCGCGGCCCGCCCGGGCCAUGCUCCCCCGGGGCAGCGGCUGAGCCCCAGCCGGGACCGGGACCGGAGCCCGCGCGGAGCAUGGAUCCGGGCUGGGGGCAGCGGGACGUGGGCUGGGCGGCCUUGCUGAUCCUCUUCGCCGCCUCGCUGCUCACGGUGUUCGCCUGGCUGCUGCAAUAUGCCCGGGGCUUGUGGCUGGCGCGGGCCCGCGGGGACCGGGGCCCGGGACCCGCCUUAGCCGGGGAACCCGCGGGUUCCCUGCGGGAGCUGGGCGUAUGGCGCUCGCUGCUGCGGCUGCGGGCUAUUCGGGCUGGCGCCGCCGAGGAGCCAGGAGUCCGGGGCCUCCUGGCGUCACUCUUCGCCUUCAAGUCUUUCCGGGAGAACUGGCAGCGGGCUUGGGUGCGAGCGCUGAACGAGCAGGCCUGCAGGGACGGGAGCUCCAUCCAAAUCGCCUUUGAGGAGGUGCCCCAAGUCCCACCCAGAGCCAGCAUCAGUCAUGUGACCUGCGUAGACCAAUCUGAGCAUACCAUGGUGCUGCGUUGCCAGCUCUCUGCUGAUGAGGUGCGGUUCCCAGUCUCUGUGACCCAGCAGUCCCCCGCUGCCGUCUCCAUGGAGACCUACCACGUCACUCUGACACUGCCACCAACACAGUUGGAAGUCAACCUGGAGGAAAUCCCUGGUGAGGGGCUGCUCAUAUCCUGGGCCUUCACUGAUCGCCCAGAUCUCAGCCUAACGGUGCUUCCCAAGCUUCAGGCCAGGGAGAGAGGUGAAGAACAAGUAGAGCUCUCCACAAUUGAGGAACUGAUCAAGGAUGCCAUAGUCAGCACCCAGCCAGCCAUGAUGGUCAACCUCAGGGCUUGCUCUGCCCCAGGAGGCCUGGUACCCAGUGAGAAGCCACCCAUGAUGCCCCAGGCUCAACCAGCCAUCCCCAGACCUAACCGGUUAUUCCUACGGCAGCUUCGGGCAUCUCACUUGGGAAAUGAGCUGGAAGGCACUGAGGAACUGUGCUGUGUAGCUGAACUUGACAACCCCAUGCAACAGAAGUGGACCAAGCCCGCGAGGGCUGGAUCCGAGGUGGAGUGGACAGAAGACCUGGCACUGGAUCUGGGCCCCCAGAGCCGGGAGCUGACCCUCAGAGUGCUGAGGAGCAGCAGCUGUGGAGACACUGAACUCCUAGGCCAGGCCACACUGCCUGUGGGCUCUCCCUCCAGACCACUGUCUCGAAGGCAGGUGUGCCCACUCACCCCAGGGCCAGGGAAAGCCCUGGGACCAGCAGCCACCAUGGCAGUGGAGCUUCAGUACGAGGAAGGCUCUCCCCGGAACCUGGGUACUCCCACCUCCUCCACUCCACGCCCCAGCAUCACACCUACCAAGAAGAUUGAGCUUGACCGGACCAUCAUGCCCGAUGGCACCAUUGUCACCACAGUCACCACCGUCCAGUCCCGGCCCCGUAUAGACGGCAAAUUAGACUCCCCCUCCCGCUCCCCGUCCAAGGUGGAGGUGACUGAGAAGACGACAACUGUGCUGAGUGACAGCAGUGGCCCCAGCAAUACCUCCCAUAGCAGCAGCCCAGGGGACAGCCACCUUUCCAACGGCUUGGACCCUGUAGCAGAGACAGCGAUUCGCCAGCUGACAGAGCCCAGUGGGCGGGUGGCCAAGAAGACACCCACCAAGCGCAGCACUCUCAUCAUCUCUGGUGUUUCCAAGGUGCCCAUUGCUCAGGACGAGUUGGCGCUAUCCCUGGGCUAUGCGGCAUCCCUGGAAGCCUCAGUGCAGGAUGAUGCAGGGACCAGCGGAGGUCCCUCUUCACCUCCCUCAGACCCACCAGCCAUGUCUCCAGGACCCCUAGAUGCCCUCUCUAGUCCCACAAGUGUCCAGGAAGCAGACGAGACAACCCGUUCGGAUAUUUCUGAGAGGCCAUCUGUGGAUGACAUUGAGUCGGAAACGGGGUCCACUGGUGCCCUGGAGACCCGCAGCCUCAAGGAUCACAAAGUGAGUUUCCUGCGCAGCGGCACUAAGCUCAUCUUCCGCCGGAGGCCUAGGCAGAAGGAAGCGGGCCUGAGCCAAUCACACGAUGACCUCUCCAACGCAACGGCCACGCCCAGUGUCCGAAAGAAGGCCGGCAGCUUUUCUCGCCGCCUUAUCAAGCGCUUUUCCUUCAAAUCCAAACCCAAGGCCAAUGGUAACCCCAGCCCCCAGCUCUGAGGACCCAGCUCUGAAAGGGCACCAGUUCUCUCAGCCCAUUCCCCACCUCCCCUUCCAUACCCCUUCCUGGAUCUCCAGUGCCUGGGCCAGGAAAGCCCUCUGGGUUCCGGGAAGCACUGUCCACCCUGGGCCAUGGGGCCGGUUGGAAGGAUACUAGGAACGGGAAGCACAUGAGAGGUGGGCACCCGUUGCCGAGGACAUGGACGAGGGACUGGUGGCUGGGAGGGAGAGGAGGGCCCUGUCCGGCAUGUGUGGGCAUUCCCCAGAAGCGUUUGCUUCCUGCUGAGCCUGGUCCCUGAGCGGAGUCCCAGGGUGCUCAGCUCUUCAGCUGACCCUUCCUCCCUUAUUUAUUCUUUUUUCUAUUUAUAUGUGUGGCUUAGGACCCUCUGUGAACAGAUGAUAGAGGGCAUCUCUCCCAGGUGACCCUUCUUUUCUGUCCCAGGAGGGUGGGUAAUUCCCUUUGGAAUGGGGCUCCCACACCUCCCUCAGGUCCCCACUCAGACCAGCACCAGUGUCUGCCUCCGAGAACGUUGGCAGCUCAGAGAGAGCAGGGCCGGCCUGGGAUGGGGGGCAGGUACUCCCCACCUCUCUGCCUCCCCUCCUGCUCCUCAUCCCUCCCUCCCCCUUUAUUACCAUUUUUUGUACUUGAUGCCUUCUCUGUGAGCAGUGGCUCUGUGGGAAGGAGGGAGCCGGGAGCCUGGUGGGAAGCCUUCCCCAGAGAGAUGGCUUUAGGGGCUUUAUUUAAAGACUGUGAUGAUGGAGCCACGCAAGGCUGCACCUCUGUGUGUUGGGAGACGAUGAUGAUGUCCAUUGCUGUGUGAUGGCUUGGAAUUUAAUUUAUUAAAGUCAAAUUGGAGUUUAUAAACUGGAAAA